AUAGAUGUGAGGGCAUAGGAGAAGGACCAAGAGUUUAUGUUUAUAAUUUCCGGGUAAUAUAUAUAUUCUAAUUAGUGAAGAGAGAGUAGAGGUUAACUAAUUAUGGACAAGGCACGGUUCGGGCUUUUCUUCGUGUUGUUCAUUCUCCUUGCUUCUCAUCAGAUGGUGGUGCAAACAGAGGGAAGGCAUUGCGAGUCAAAGAGCCACCGGUUCCACGGGUUGUGCCUGAGCCACCAUAACUGCGCUUCGGUUUGCCAUCUUGAAGGUUUCACCGGUGGUAAGUGCCGCGGAUUCCGUAAACGCUGCUUCUGCAAGAAGCGCUGUUAAUUAUGUCAAGCUACACUAGAAUUUGCUUGCAGUUUCACUAGCUAGCCUUCCUAUUUCUUUUUAUUUUUAACGGAUGUUGUCACCUCAAAUAAUUAAUUAAAUAAAUACUUCUGAACCACUCGUAUAUCUACAUACGUCUUGGAUCAGUUGUUAAAUUUUAAUUAUUACUUCAAUUAAUGCUUGUUUUCCAUUUUGUUAUAGGCGCUUGAGGCUGGUUUAAUUUGCUUUAAGCGCCAUGUUUUUCUAAUCUUGUAUGUUCUCCUUUUCAUGAUGUAUUUGCCAUCCAAAAGUAGUGAAACUGCAUAUUUAAUUUUCA
Lotus japonicus is the source of this 643-nucleotide messenger RNA. RefSeq names its product defensin Ec-AMP-D1-like. Bases 103 to 327 code for a protein of 74 amino acids. NCBI's taxonomy places the organism in Eukaryota, Viridiplantae, Streptophyta, Magnoliopsida, Fabales, Fabaceae. The record is from RefSeq and is a predicted model, not a curated record. The transcript has 2 exons. Gene Ontology annotation, biological process: defense response.